UGUGUACGCAUGCGCAUUCCAACUGUGGGCACAGGCAGUCAAGGAAAGAAAGCCUGGAACUUAAUAUCAUUGUGUUUCUAACCACCUGUUUUUGGACAAACGAAGUAACCCACUGCCGGAACCAGCUACUGUAAAACAAGUUACGAAAGGAGGAAGUGUAUUAUUUAUGCCGGGAGUCAGACUGACUUCCUGUUUACUUUUGAGCGAAUGUCGUGUGCUUUGGUAGGAGCCUCUGGACUUCGGGUCCAGUUGGACGAUGGCCGGGCUGUGAUACUAGGCCGGGGUCCGGACACCGGAGUCACCGAUAAAAAAUGCUCGAGACACCAGGUGAAGGUGGUGGCUUGUUAUGCAGAACAGAAGGUUGUUGUCACCCAGCUAGGUGCAAAUCCUAGUUUCCUGAAUGGGGAGAAACUGGGCCAGGGGAAUUGUGGUAGUCUCACACAUGGUGGAGUUCUCUAUUUGAUUAACCAAGACCAUCCACUUAAACUUCAUUACUCAUUGGUUGAUGAAAGCUUCAGUGAUGCAAAACAGUCCAGUGCAAAGACCCAAGGAGAAAGUUCUAGAAAAGAAAAACAGGCACAGUCCCAUGCCACAUACUCACAGGGUAUAGAGAAGUUUUUCUCAAAAAGGGCCACAAAAAGACAACUGAGCCCAGAGCAGGGACACUCGAAGUUAAAGCGGCUGAAGACAGAAGAGGAGGACUCGGGUGAACGGAUGAAGAAUGAAGAAGAGGAGAGACAGGCAGAGAUGAAACUCACACAGUUGCAAAAGCUUGCUGAGAAUUCUCUAACAGAGAGGGCGGAUGAAACCAAGGCUUCUUCACUUUUGAAAAGUCAUCUGAAGAGCAGCUGGCAGAAAAUAGACAACCUCCUUCUUUACACUGCUGCAGGAUGCCAAGGCAGAACCAAGAUAGCUGGGUUUGACAUAGAUGGAUGCAUCAUCACUACCAAGUCUGGAAAAGUCUUUCCUACCAGCCCAGAUGAUUGGAAGAUUCUUUACCCAGAGAUCCGUGCCAGGUUGGCCUCUUUAAACCAACGAGGAUAUAAGGUGGUUUUUUUCACCAAUCAGAUGGGGAUAGCUAAAGGAAAACUUAGACCUGAGAUCUUCAAGUGCAAGGUGGAAGACAUCCUCUCUACGCUGCAGUUACCUGUACAGGUCUUUGUUGCAGCAGGUCCUGGAAUCUACAGGAAACCAGUUUCAGGGAUGUGGAAUCACCUGUGUGAAAAGGCCAAUGAUGGUGUUGUUGUUGACAUGGUAGCAAGUUUCUAUGUGGGAGAUGCAGCUGGAAGACCUCUAAACUGGGCUCCAGGAAAGAAGAAAGAUUUUUCCUGCAGUGACCGGCUAUUUGCUUUGAACAUUGGGCUGCAAUUCCACACACCAGAGGAGUACUUUUUGGGCUGGAAGGUUGCCCCCUUUUGCCUUCCAGCAUUUGACCCUAGAGAAUGUACCUCCACUGGUAGGCUUUAUGACCCACCUUCAGCCUCCCUUACAUCCAGCAGACCAGAGGUCAUUGUUGCUGUGGGUUUCCCUGCUUCAGGUAAAUCUACUUUCUUUCAAACCCACAUGAUUCCAAAGGGUUACUUACAAGUCAGUAGGGAUGAACUUGGUUCGUGGCAGAACUGUGUGUCAAAAUGCAGGGAAGCUCUGAGGAAAGGCCAGAGUGUAGUUAUCGACAACACUAAUCCUGACCCAGAGUCUCGCAAACGAUAUGUGGAUGUGGCCAAUGCUGAAGGAGUGCCUUGUCGUUGCUUUAACUUUUCUCUCUCUCUGGAUCAAGCCAAACAUAACAACAGAUUUCGUGAAAUGGUGCCAUCAGAUGUUAAGCAUGCCAAGGUCAAUGACAUGGUUUUCCACAGCUACAAGAAAAAGCUUCUGGCUCCUGCACUCUCAGAGGGAUUCUCCGAGAUCCUCCAGAUCCACUUUGUGCCAAAAUUCAAAGACAGCCAAUCAGAGGCCCUGUUUAGACAGUUUUCUGAAGGCUAAAUGAACAGUUAGAUUGUUGUUGAAAGCAAUCACAAAUGGCUCAACGGCUCACAGUAACAUACGGCUCCCGUUUUAAAGUGACAGCUCAGGUAUUUCAGUGCGAGUAAGUAGUACUCACAGAGUCAGUUCCAGUACCCCCAGAGAACAAACCUGAGUUUUGGACCGACACUAGGUGAACCAUAAAACAUUGCUACCUGCAGAGACACCCAGAAAAACAAAUCUACAAACAAACAUUGUGUGUUUUCUUUAAUAAAAUCAAUCACUAUCCUAA
Messenger RNA from Cynoglossus semilaevis (tongue sole), 2254 nucleotides. RefSeq names its product polynucleotide kinase 3'-phosphatase (gene pnkp). The transcript has 17 exons. Gene Ontology annotation, biological process: DNA repair. The coding region runs from base 208 to 1983 and encodes 591 amino acids. Lineage: Eukaryota; Metazoa; Chordata; Actinopteri; Pleuronectiformes; Cynoglossidae. Gene Ontology annotation, molecular function: double-stranded DNA binding; ATP-dependent polydeoxyribonucleotide 5'-hydroxyl-kinase activity; protein binding. The record is from RefSeq and is a predicted model, not a curated record. Gene Ontology annotation, cellular component: nucleus.